Messenger RNA from Erigeron canadensis, 1571 nucleotides. RefSeq lists its product as uncharacterized. The transcript is spliced from 7 exons. NCBI's taxonomy places the organism in Eukaryota, Viridiplantae, Streptophyta, Magnoliopsida, Asterales, Asteraceae. The coding region runs from base 26 to 1327 and encodes 433 amino acids. The record is from RefSeq and is a predicted model, not a curated record.
GCAUACAAUAACAUAUUUUGAUACCAUGUUAGACCAUAAUACAACCAAACAUAGAUAUUAUUUCUUAAAUACCAAUGCAAACAUGGUUUCUUCUAUUUCAUCUUUUUCUUGCAAAUCUCCAACUACUUUCACAUUUCUUUGUAUCUUGUUGUUGUUUGUUUUUGUUACGGAAUCCGUAUCGACAAACGAAACUAGUAUCAAUCCAAUGGAUGGGUUAAAGAAGAUGAAAAGAGUAAGAGCUCAUUUAAAGAAGAUCAACAAACCAUCAGUCAAGACUAUUAAGAGCCCUGAUGGUGAUUUGAUAGAUUGUGUUGUUUCUCAUCUUCAACCAGCUUUUGAUCAUCCUAAGCUUAGAGGACAAAAGCCAUUGGAAGCACCAAGUGAGAGGCCAAAAGGGCAUAACUCAAGUGAUGAAAUAUUUGAUACAAUUCAGUUAUGGGCAGAGUUGGAAUUUUGCCCAGAAGGGACUAUUCCUAUUAGAAGAACAAGUGAAAAAGAUGUUUUAAGAGCAAGUUCUUUAAGAAGAUUUGGAAGAAAGAUUAGACGAGGUGUGAGGCGUGACACAUCGAGUGGCGGUCAUGAGCAUGCAGUUGCUUUUGUAAAUGGAGAUCAGUACUAUGGAGCCAAAGCUAGUUUAAAUGUAUGGACUCCUGCGGUUAGUGAUCCAUACGAGUUUAGUUUGUCACAGUUAUGGGUCAUAUCAGGCUCUUUUGGCAAUGAUCUUAAUACCAUUGAAGCUGGCUGGCAGGUUAGCCCGGAGUUAUAUGGAGAUGGUUAUCCUAGGUUUUUCACUUACUGGACGACUGAUGCAUACCAAGCCACAGGGUGUUAUAACUUGCUAUGCUCAGGAUUUGUUCAAACAAACAACAGGAUUGCAAUAGGUGCAGCAAUAUCUCCAAGGUCAUCUUACAAUGGCAAACAGUUUGAUAUUGGUAUCAUGAUAUGGAAGGACCCUAAACAUGGACAUUGGUGGCUCCAAUUUGGAUCCGGGGUACUCAUCGGCUAUUGGCCAUCAUUCUUGUUUAGUCAUUUGCAAAAGCAAGCAAGUAUGGUACAAUUUGGAGGGGAGAUAGUGAACUCAAGAUCAAGAGGUUCUCACACAUCAACCCAAAUGGGCAGUGGUCAUUUCGCAGAUGAAGGUUUCAGGAAAGCUGCCUAUUUCCGUAACUUGCAGGUUGUUGAUUGGGACAAUAGUUUACUACCUUUAACAAAUCUUCAUCUACAAGCUGAUCAUUCAAACUGUUACAAUAUAAAAGCGGGUAAAAAUAAUGUAUGGGGGAAUUAUAUUUAUUAUGGAGGUCCUGGAAGGAAUGCAGGUUGUCCAUAGAGAAAAUAUUGCAUAGUACAAUAACCAUUUUCAUUACAUGAUUGAUUCUUUCUUUAGUUAAUAGGAUUUUUUUAAAAAUAUGGUCUAGAGAAAGAUCCUUUUGAUUUAUGUUAGAUUAAGGGCUUUUGUAUAUUAGGAUUAGGAGUAAUUAAUCUAUAGUAAUAUAUAUAUUAUUAUGAUUUGUAUUUUGUAACUUACUGAUAUUAGUUAUCUGUGAAUGUGACAUGUAAGUCUUCCACUGAAA